UCUCGAUCCUCUGGAUAUUUGAACAUAACCUUAAAAAUCUUGUUUUAUAUAUAGAAAAGGUAGAAAAGUGAGAAAAAGUUCGUAAACAAAACGUCAAACAGCUGGAAACUGUAGUUAUCUUUUUAAAAAAAACAAUUAAUAGAAAAUAUUAAAUAUGGAGGAACAAAAUCUACCGAUUGAUAUUAAUUCAAGUAAACUAUUGGAAUGGUUAUUAAAUCGUCGACAUUGCAAAAAAGACUGGCAAACUCACAUUUUGUCAAUUAGGGAAAAAAUUAACAAUGCCAUUCAGGAUAUGCCGAUUCAUGAGGAAAUUGCCAAACUCCUUUCUGGAACACACAUAAAUUAUUUUCAUUGCAAGAAGAUUGUUGAGAUUCUUAAAGAGACUGAAGCCGAUACGAAAAAUUUAUUUGGUCGUUAUGGAUCGCAAAGAAUGAAAGAUUGGCAGGAAAUUGUCAAACUUUAUGAGAAGGAUAAUCUCUAUCUUGCCGAAGCUGCACAAAUGUUAAUAAGAAACAUUAAUUACGAGGUUCCAGGCUUUAAGAAGCAAAUUCAAAAAUUGGAACAAAUACAAAACGAUUUAGAGAAAAAGGAAAUCGAAUACAAGAAAUCGGAAAAUAUUGCCCAUUCGGAAUUUAACACCUCUUGUAAACAAUUGGGAAUAAAUGGUAAUUGUAUAAAAAAGGAAUUAGUUGAAAGACUAACGGAACUUCCGGAAAUCUAUAAACGCGUAGCGAAGAAAACAAAAUCUCUAGGAAAUGUUGUUGAAUUUUAUAAUGCUUUUGUGGAAUUUACACUUGGAAGGAAACACAGCGGUGGUUGUAUUUCACUUGUGCAAUAUGUUGUUGAAAAAGGAAAUACUACAACGUAUGAAUGGAUUUAUGGAGAACCGCCAUUGUCUGUUAUUGAAACUCCAUUGGAUAUUAGUCUCGAUGAUGAAAGUCAAUUCGAUGACAAUAUAGAUUUUGGUGAUAAUGAGAAGGAGGAGGGAAAUAUCAGUGGUUUGGAUUUGAAUGGAGCAAUUGAUUUUGGCGAUGUUAAUUUAGCGGCCGAGGGUGAUAUUGAUUGGGGCGAUGUCAAUGUAGAGCAAAUUGGAGAAGGUGAAAUUGAUUAUAAUAUUUCGCUCGAAUCGGGAAUUGUUGUCGAGGCAGACGGUCACGACGGUGGAGUUGCUACUGGAAAGGAAGCUCUCACAGUCUUGGACAAUCCCUCAACGAGAAAUGAAUUUAUCGAUCAACUUUUUGAGUUGGAGGCAUUCCUGAAAUUGAGACUCUACGAAUUUAAAAGUGACAAUAAUAAAAAUUUGUUAACCAUGAGUCAAAUGCAAGAAGCCUCGUCAAUUCUUCAAUUGGCAACCUUGGACAGUACACAAAACAUGCUGGACAAUUUACAAAUUAUUUUAACGGAAAUGUUGGACUCGAGAAUUCAACAUCUUUACAAUAUUAAACAUUCACCUCGAUAUGUGGAUACAUUGACAGCGACUUUAAAGCAGAAAUUGACUAUGGUUGAAAAAAUGAAGAGUUUACAAACAACGAUGCAAAAGAAGAAGGAUGAGACUCGACAGCAAAUUGUCGAUAUUCAACCAAUGUUAAAAUUAGUAGUUCAAAGGACUAAGGAACUUCAAAAUAAGAUUGAGGAGGACAUAUCGAAAAAGUAUAAAAACAGAAGUGUUUACUUAACGGGAGGCGUGAAUACUUUGUGAAUUUCUUUUUAAUCUUAAAGGUUAAGGGUUUGUUGCAUAUUUGAAAAUAUUUUUAAUUUUGCAUUUUAAUUUGUUUAUACAACAAAAAAUACACUGUUUUAUUAUAAA
This is a messenger RNA of Leptopilina heterotoma, 1807 nucleotides long. Its product is annotated as CDK5 regulatory subunit-associated protein 3. The coding region runs from base 155 to 1699 and encodes 514 amino acids. NCBI's taxonomy places the organism in Eukaryota, Metazoa, Arthropoda, Insecta, Hymenoptera, Figitidae. Gene Ontology annotation, biological process: regulation of mitotic cell cycle; regulation of cyclin-dependent protein serine/threonine kinase activity. The transcript has 9 exons. The record is from RefSeq and is a predicted model, not a curated record. Gene Ontology annotation, cellular component: endomembrane system.